Messenger RNA from Rhinichthys klamathensis goyatoka, 871 nucleotides. It is a transcript of the gene guca1b, whose product is annotated as guanylate cyclase activator 1B. Gene Ontology annotation, molecular function: calcium sensitive guanylate cyclase activator activity; calcium ion binding. Lineage: Eukaryota; Metazoa; Chordata; Actinopteri; Cypriniformes; Leuciscidae. The transcript has 4 exons. Gene Ontology annotation, biological process: visual perception. The coding region runs from base 167 to 760 and encodes 197 amino acids. Gene Ontology annotation, cellular component: photoreceptor inner segment; cone photoreceptor outer segment. The record is from RefSeq and is a predicted model, not a curated record.
GGGAUAUACAUUUGUGUCCUAAAUCGGACAUAUUCAGUGUUGUAUCAUCAUCUUGUGGGGCUUAAAGGUUUAUUGGAAUGUCUGAAUCAGAGAGAACUCCAGGAAAGUGAAACUGCCAGAUGUGAUCAGCAGAGAAGCUUGUGUUUUUUAUUGUCAUCUUUUCGUGAUGGGUCAACGACUCAGUGAGGAUUCCGACGACAAAGAAAUUGAUGUUGCUGAACUGCAGGAGUGGUAUAAAAAGUUUGUGGUGGAAUGUCCGAGUGGAACCCUCUUCAUGCACGAGUUCAAGAGCUUCUUCGGUGUAACUGGAAACCAGGAAGCGGCAGAUUACAUAGAAAACAUGUUCCGUGCUUUUGAUAAAAAUGGGGACAACACUAUUGAUUUUCUGGAAUACGUUGCAGCCUUGAAUCUAGUGCUGCGAGGAAAGUUGGAGCACAAACUGAAAUGGACUUUUAAAAUGUAUGACAAGGAUGGGAGUGGCUGCAUCGACAAAACAGAGCUCAAGGAGAUUGUGGAGUCAAUCUACCGACUAAAGAAAGCCUGCCAUGGUGAACUUGAUGAGGAGUGUAACCUACUGACCCCAGAUCAGGUGGUGGACCGAAUAUUUGAGCUAGUGGAUGAGAACGGAGAUGGGGAGUUGUCUCUGGAUGAGUUCAUUGACGGGGCGCGACGUGACAAGUGGGUCAUGAAGAUGCUGCAAAUGGACGUGAACCCCGGGGACUGGAUCAAUGAACAGAGACGCCGCAGCUCCGACUCCUGAACUCUACAAUCACCAAAACAACCCUUUAAACCAACCGACAUAUACAUAUGCAGUUUCUCAACUACAGUUUUAGUCAUGGUUCAUGAAAGUGAAUCUUGAGUCAUCAGUACA